This is a messenger RNA of Merops nubicus (carmine bee-eater), 656 nucleotides long. Its product is annotated as non-specific lipid-transfer protein-like. The transcript is spliced from 4 exons. Lineage: Eukaryota; Metazoa; Chordata; Aves; Coraciiformes; Meropidae. Gene Ontology annotation, cellular component: cytosol. The annotation marks the transcript as partial. The record is from RefSeq and is a predicted model, not a curated record.
CACUGACCGCAUUGAGGCUGUGCCGCUCAGCACAGCUGUUGAUGGAUUUAAGUCACAUCUGGUCUUCAAAGAGAUUGAAAAGAGGCUCCAAGAGGAAGGAGAGCAAUUUGUCAAGAAAAUUGGUGGAGUCUUUGCCUUCAAAAUAAAAGAUGGUCCAGAUGGGAAAGAAGCGACUUGGGUAGUAGAUGUGAAAAAUGGUAAAGGCUCUGUGGCACUUAAUUCAGAUCAGAAGGCAGAUUGUACAAUUACAAUGGCUGAUGCUGAUCUGUUGGCUCUCAUGACUGGCAAAAUGAAUCCUCAGACAGCAUUCUUUCAAGGCAAAUUGAAGAUUUCUGGCAACAUGGGCAUGGCAAUGAAACUUCAGAAUCUACAACUUCAGCCAGGCAAAGCUAAACUUUGAGCUCAUUAGAGUGAACAGUAGUUGAUAUUCUUGACAAAAAAAGUAGAAUGAAACUAGGCAUUAUCAAAAAUAUGGUGCAGGCUGGGUUUGAUUGGACCUCUCUCACCUAAAUUAUGAGGUUAGAGACCUUAAUUCUCUUCAUAAUUUCCAUCAGUUUCUCUAAGGCAAACAUUUUUAGGCUAAGCUUGAGGCACUAACUUACAGAUGGUAUAUGGUGGGUAUUUGUGACAAUUUUUGUUCUAAUCAACAUGGAAAA